CGUAACGAUCGAAACUGACAUCACAGCUGAGUAACUUUAAAAAGGAAUGCUUGGAUAGUCAGAGACUAACCAUGGAUGUGAGAAGACAUCAGAGCGCAGAGCAACAGGAUGCAGCAGUGGGAGAGAUUUUUGGAGCAUACUACCAAAAGGAAUGUGCUCACUUAAAAGAAAAUAAACCACAGGACCAACUAGUGGGAAUUGUUUCCACUCCCAACGUUCUGCUCCACAGAUCAGACGUUUACCAGAAACUCCUGGUUAAAGAAGAAGCUCUCGAAGAACACAGUCUUCGUGCUGACCUGCACGAUUCAGAGGCCUUCCACAUGGAGGAAAAACAAGAGGAAUCUUACAACCACAUAGAGGGAGAGAGACUCAGUGGGAAAGAAGGUGUAGACUUACACGAAGUUCACCAGAUACGUGUUAAAGAAGAAGCCCUCGAAGAACACAGUCUCUGCGUUGACCUGCACGAUUCAGAGGUCUUCCACAUGAAGGAAAAACAAGAGGAAUCCUGCAACCACAUGGAAGGAGAGGAAUUCAAUGGGGCAGAAGUUGUAGACUUACAUGAUGUUCACCAGAUACAGCAUGUUAAAGAGGAAGCUCCCAUACGAGACAAUCUUUGUGCUCACGUUCAUGACCAAAAGCCCGUGCACAUAAAAGACAAACAUGAGGAACUGGGAGAUGAGUUACUCAUUGGAAAGGACAAUGUCGACUUACACGGAAAAGUCCAGCCAAUCUUGAAGUCAUUCAGUUGUGAUCAUUGUGGAAAAACGUUAAUUGGAGAGACAGCUUUAAAGAUACAUAUGAAAAUCCAUAUAGGAAAGAAAGGGUUCCCUUGUGAUAUUUGUGGAAUUUGUUUUAGCAACAAAUCUAAUUUAAACAGACACAUGAUAGUCCACACAGGAGAGAAACCAUUCUUUUGUAAUCUUUGUGGCAAAACAUUUGCCCAAAAAUUCAAUUUUAGCACUCAUAUGAGAAUCCACACAGGAGAGAAGCCUUUCUGCUGUGAUGUUUGUGGAGAAAGAUUUACACACAAGAGUUCUUUAAAUACACACAAAGGGACCCAUACAGGAGAGAAACGUUUCUGUUGUGAAGUUUGUGGACUAAGAUUUCUCCUAAAAUCCGGUUUAAAAACCCAUUUAAGAAUCCACACAGAACAGAAGCCAUACUCGUGUGAUGAUUGUGGAAAAAUGUUCCGACGCAAACCUAACUUAAACAGUCACAUGGCAACACACAGAGGACAGAAGCCAUUCUUGUGUAAUCUUUGUGGACAAACAUUUACCAAAAAAUCUAAUUUAAACACACAUAUGAGAAUCCACACAGGAGAAAAGCCUUUCUGCUGUGAUAUUUGUGGACAAAAAUUUACGCACAAGAGUACUUUAAACACACACAAAGGGAUCCAUACAGGAGAUAAACCUUUCUGUUGUCAAUUCUGUGGACAGAAAUUUCUCCAAAAAACAGCCUUAAAAACCCAUUUAAGAAUCCAUACAGAUCAGAAACCAUAUUCUUGUGAUCACUGUGGAAAAACCUUUCGACAAAAACCUAACUUAAACAGUCACAUGAUAAUCCACACAGGAGAGAAACCAUUUUUGUGUAAUCUUUGUGGUCAAACAUUUACCAGAAAAUCUAAUAUAAACUCGCACAUGAGAAUUCACACAGGAGAAAAGCCUUUCUGUUGUGAUAUCUGUGGACAGAAAUUUACACACAAGUGUACCUUAAACACACACAAAGGGAUCCACAAAGAAUAA
Messenger RNA from Fundulus heteroclitus (mummichog), 1742 nucleotides. Its product is annotated as gastrula zinc finger protein XlCGF57.1. Gene Ontology annotation, biological process: regulation of transcription by RNA polymerase II. Gene Ontology annotation, molecular function: DNA-binding transcription factor activity; RNA polymerase II cis-regulatory region sequence-specific DNA binding. Lineage: Eukaryota; Metazoa; Chordata; Actinopteri; Cyprinodontiformes; Fundulidae. Bases 72 to 1742 code for a protein of 556 amino acids. The transcript is spliced from 4 exons. The record is from RefSeq and is a predicted model, not a curated record.